Molecule: messenger RNA, 759 nt
Organism: Vicia villosa (hairy vetch)
Lineage: Eukaryota; Viridiplantae; Streptophyta; Magnoliopsida; Fabales; Fabaceae
Exons: 4
Source: RefSeq, a predicted model, not a curated record
AAUAUGAGUCGUAAAUUUGACUGCAUAAGAGACAUCAGCGACAGGAAGGAAACAUGGAGACUGGCUGUUCGAAUUAUUGAUGUAUGGAGCGUUGUUAACAGUAAGGGUGCUGAACAUCUGGAGAUGGUUAUCAUGGAUGCUGCGGGUGAUCGAAUUCAAGUUUUGAUUAGGGCUGAUCAUACAGAUAAGUGGAAACCAAGAAUUCAAGAGAAUAUGACUUGCAUAAUCAACAACGGGACUGUAUUUGAUAACGAUUUCCAGUGGAAGCUGUGUGACCAUUCAAAGAAAUUCGUGUUCCUUGGUGGUACGACCAUGAAACAAAUGGAUUUACAAAAUAUGCCUCCUCUGAAGUAUUAUUUCAAAAAGUUUUGCGAAAUCAAUGCUGGAAAAUGUCAUCUUAACAGGCUUGAAGAUAUUAUAGGCGUUGUACAUGAGAUAAACAAUAUGCAAUCAAACACUCCAGGAAAGAAGACAUUUGUGGCCCUCAGUAUCAAAGAUUUGAGCGGCGACAUCAUUAACUGCACCUUAUGGGAGAGCUAUGGUAUUAAGUUUUUGGAAUAUUAUAAUGAUCCAACAAACACGGGUGCUAUCGUCAUCAUACUAACCCAUGCAAUGAUCAAGGAUUCUCAGGGUUUGCUUUUAUUUUAUUUUUUUCUGCUGUUGCCUUAUCACAUUUUUUCAACUAUGUUGUAAUCUUUUUUUUUUCUUCAAUCAGUAUCCAAUGCAUGGAGUGGUUCAAAGCUGCUAAUCAACGAAGAC